AAGAUGGCGCCCGCAGUACUUCCUGAUUGUGAACAGCUAAUUACGUAAGUUUGCUGACUACAGUGCCCGCAGGGGGUCCAAACUUCAGCAGAGGGAAAUCGCGUUUUCUGGCCCCGGUGGGAAUGUCUUCUCAUGUGUCCCGGGUGAGGUCCCUCUACAGGAAGAUCCUCCUCCUGCACCGCACACUGCCCCUCCACCUGAAGGCUCUGGGCGACCAAUACGUGAAGGAGGAGUUCAGAAGACACAAAGCCGUCGGCCCAGCGGAAGCCAAACUAUUUAUGAAGGAGUGGGAGAGUUACGCUGCAAUGAUGUGGGAACAAGCCAAAUCCUCUCUCCAUACUCCAGACACACAGAAGAUCCCGUUUGGAGCCAGCCUAUCAGAAGAGAAGCUGGAAUUACUUAGCGCAGAGCAGAUUGGACAGUUACAUGAACUCAUGCAGGAGGCCACUAAACCUAAGCAGCAGUUUGAGGUGGCCGAAGAUUCGGGACAGAAGAUAUAAACUGCAAGAAAGAAAGAUUUCCACUCCGGAAAGCAAUUUUUUGUUUAGUAUUAAAGUGAUAUUAAAUUAU
Molecule: messenger RNA, 570 nt
Organism: Rana temporaria (common frog)
Lineage: Eukaryota; Metazoa; Chordata; Amphibia; Anura; Ranidae
Gene: SDHAF3
Product: succinate dehydrogenase complex assembly factor 3
Exons: 3
Coding region: 123-500 (125 amino acids)
Biological process (GO): mitochondrial respiratory chain complex II assembly; succinate metabolic process
Cellular component (GO): mitochondrial intermembrane space; mitochondrion
Source: RefSeq, a predicted model, not a curated record